Molecule: messenger RNA, 596 nt
Organism: Monascus purpureus
Lineage: Eukaryota; Fungi; Ascomycota; Eurotiomycetes; Eurotiales; Aspergillaceae
Source: the annotation of a GenBank genome assembly
CAGCCACCCGAGCACCGAUUUUAGAACUUCGUAGAAUUCCAACCCAUCAACUUUAUCAUAUAAUUCAACCACCACCACCAUGCCCAAAUUCAAUAAAAAUUAUGAAGAUCGAAUGCUCAAAGCUAUUGACGCGUUAAGCACACAAAAUCCCCCAAAUAUCGCCAAAACUGCACGUGAAUAUGGAGUUAAACGGCAAACCCUCUCCGCAAGGUGGAAGGGACGGUCCAAUCUAUGUGAACGACCACCAACCAACACCAGAUUAUCAGAAGAGCAAGAAAAGGCUCUGUGUCACUAUGUUGAUACUCUAGAGCAAUUAAAUAUAAAGCCACUUGCACAAAUGAUCCAAUCAAGUGCCAAUUCUAUUCUGAAAUCAACCCAUACCAGCCUAGACACCCCUCCACCUACUGUCAGCAAGAAAUGGUUAAACUGAUGGCUAGGAAGGCAUCCUGAAUAUAAAAGACGUCGCUCUAGAGCUAUAGAGCUUGACCGCAAGCGUGCAGAGGAUCGUGAGGUUAUUCAGGAGUGGUUUCAGAAGCUCCAUCAGACCAUCCAGAACCAUAGGAUAUUAAAGGAGGAUAUCUACAAUUUUGAUGAGA